Molecule: messenger RNA, 3292 nt
Organism: Betta splendens (Siamese fighting fish)
Lineage: Eukaryota; Metazoa; Chordata; Actinopteri; Anabantiformes; Osphronemidae
Gene: riok3
Product: RIO kinase 3 (yeast)
Exons: 13
Coding region: 303-1832 (509 amino acids)
Biological process (GO): protein phosphorylation; maturation of SSU-rRNA
Cellular component (GO): preribosome, small subunit precursor; cytosol
Molecular function (GO): ATP binding; protein serine/threonine kinase activity
Source: RefSeq, a predicted model, not a curated record
GAGCUGACGUGUUUCCUGUUGUGCCAAAGUUCACGGUGCUAGAAACACUUCACUGAAGGCUUCUCUACCUCACUUUAACCUUUCAGGUCAUUUUAAACACAACUUAUAACGUAUCUUUUUAUUACGUAUUGCGUUUAUUAAGUGUCUACAGCCGUUUUUACCCAGUGUCACUUCGCGUCGUUGUACUUAGUCCCAUUUCAGGCGUUGUUUUCGUCGCUAAUCUGCCUGCUAACAUUUGCUCAGUCGCUAGCCGCCGUCCACACGUUCAACAAGCAGACGACCAAUUAACUGUUCCUAGAGUCAUGGACCAAACAGGAGUCGCGGCUGAAACGCGGAAGAGCCCGUGGGGUUUGGCGGCCCCAGCAGCUCCAACCUGCUCUCUGGUCGAUGUCAUGAGUGAGCAGCUGGCUAGACAGCUGGAUGAGGAGAACAACACCCUGCCCACCCUCGCUGAACCUGGAGCAGAUCUGUUGUCGUCUGAUGAAGCCCCUGAUACGACCAGUGACCUGAUGCUUGCCCAGAUGUUACAGAUGCAGUUUGACCGUGAGUUUGACAAUCAGCUUCGUCGUGAGGAGAAGAAGUUCAAUGGAGACAGCAAAGUUUCCAUCUCCUUUGAGAACUAUCGCAUGGUGCAUCCAUAUGAAGACAGUGACAGUUCAGAGGACGAGGUGGACUGGCAGGAUACAAGACACGACCCCUACAGAGCUGAGAAGCCUCAGACCACACCCAGGAAAGGCUUCACUGGCAAAGGAAAGAACAUCACCACUAAACAUGAUGAAGAGGCCUGUGGUCGCAAGAACACGGCUCGAAUGGACAAUUUUGCUCCAGAAGUUCACGUCGGUGAUGGUGUGGGAAUGGAUCUGAAGUUGUCCAAUCAGGUGUUUAACUCUCUGAAGCAACACUGCCACAGCGAGCAAAGACGCAGCGCCAAGUUACAUGAGAAGAAAGAGCACUCCACUGCUGAACAAGCAGUCGACCCUCGUACUCGUCUCCUGAUGUACAAGAUGGUAAACUCUGGCGUGCUGGAAAACAUCAACGGCUGCAUCAGCACAGGGAAAGAGUCUGUGGUGUUCCACGCUGACGGAGGGAGCCUGGAGGAGCAGCCCGUUCCAGACGAGGUGGUGCUCAAGGUGUUUAAGACGACACUGAAUGAGUUCAAGAAUAGAGACCGGUACAUCAAAGACGACUACCGCUUCAAAGACCGCUUCAGCAAACUGAACCCGCGCAAAAUCAUCAGGCUGUGGGCAGAGAAGGAGAUGCACAACCUGGCCAGGAUGAAGAAGGCAGACAUUCCGUGCCCACAGGUGGUCCUGCUGAAGAAACACAUCCUGGUGAUGUCGUUCAUCGGUAAAGACCACAUUCCUGCUCCCAAACUCAAAGAUGCCAUGUUGGGUUUUGAGGAUCUGAAGGCAGCCUAUUACCAGGUCCUACAUAUGAUGCAGCAGCUGUAUCAGGAGUGUAAUCUGGUUCAUGCUGAUCUCAGUGAAUACAACAUGCUGUGGCAUGAGGGGAAGGUGUGGUUGAUAGAUGUCAGUCAGUCCAUCGAGCCCACCCACCCUCACGGUCUGGAGUUCCUAUUCAGAGACUGCAGAAACGUUUCCACGUUCUUUCAGAAGCGAGGCGUGAGCGAAGCCAUGAGUGUGUAUGACCUUUUCAACGCAGUGACUGGACUUGACAUCUCUGUUGGUGUUGAGGAUGAGGCCAAGUUUAUGGCUGAGAUUGUGGUACUGGAGAAGAGGAAUGAGGAUCAUGUGCAGAAGCGAGGAAAGAAAACUUUCCCCGUUGCCUCUGAAGAUGCUGGUCCUCCGUUACAGCCUGACGCUGAUGACUAACACUCUCGUGCUCUUUUCAUGACCUCGCCGUGUUGUCAACGCUGUAAGGAGGUGACCUGCAGGACCUGCCUCCCACUCACCACCAACCAUUGACCCACGCACCGACUGCUUCCUUCGAGGCAGCACGGAGGAAUGAUUUUACAGAGCUGGAUGCUGAAGUCUCCAGCAGAGUUAAUGGAACCGCUGUCUCACUUCCUCUGCUGAUACUUAAUCAUACUGAGGCUGAUGAGUGUGUAAUGCUUUUAAUGUAGAACCAGCGAAUGCUAAUAUUUACAAAUUUAUGUAAAAGUCCAGUGGGAGAACAUGAAGGCUUCAUAUACUUGUGUGAGGACGAAAAGCUGAAAUCUGAAGUCAAAGUAUAAAUCUUAUUUUCAUGCAACCAUUUACUUGACAGAGAGAAAAUCUUUAAGUAUUUGUGUAGCUGUGACAGAAAACUGGACCAUGUGUUUUGAGUUGAACGCACAACAGGACAGAAACAGUAAAGACACUCACCUUGUAUCAGACCUUGUAUUGAAUUCUGUUGGGGAACAGAAGCCAGUCUAAAGUAAUAUUAUCCUUAAAAUGCAUCAUGUAUGUGAUCAGUCAUGCUUACUCAGCUACAAGUUGACCCUUAUCCUUAUGCAAGUCUCUGAUGUGCAUCUGACUCAAAUGAUUUCAAAUACAACAAAAAUAAUUUUACUUAGACUUUCGCUCUGAAACUAUUGGGGGCAAAUGUUUGUGUGCUGUUUUAUAGUUCAAAACAUCACAUGAAAAAGGUACCAUCCUGCAGCUACGAGAGCAACAUUAAGUGUUUUACAGCCUGAAGUUUAAAUGUGAUCGAGCCAAUGUUGUAAAUCUGAGCACACCUGAUCGUGACAGAUUUAAUACUCAGCCUGUCAAAUAUCCCGGAUCACUUUGAACUAGAUAGAACUAAAGGCCUGUAGCGAAAGGAGCUGAAAGUGCUGCUCUCACUUUUUAUCGACAGAUCAGAGUUUUCAUGUAAUUGUGUAACAUCUGAGUGCUUCCACUCAGAUUUUUUCUGUGCAUCACUUUUAAAUGUGUAUCUGUAGGUUUAAGAGAACAUGUCUGAACUCUGGGAAGUCGAGUUUGUGCUUGUUUUCUGUUUUUUCACUCAGCUGCAUCUUGUUUUGAUUAUUACUUCUCCAAUUUGUCUAUAGUUUAGAUACUGAUUGGACUUUGAGAAGUCAUUAUUUAUUAAGCAGGUAUAAUAGUUAAUUAUGGAACCAGUUGCCAGAUCAACAGCUUAAUUUCUUCAGAAGGUCAGUGAAAUGUGGUGGGUCGUUUUGUUUGGUGCUUAAAUGUUUAGAAAACGUUUGCAGUGCAACAGAAGCAUUUAUCCAGUGAGUGAAAAUGAAGCAGGUGUCAGCAUCAUGUGAAGUGUAAGGAUCCCAACACGGAACCAGGGUCCUGUUGUUUGAACUUGAGACCAGCAGUCACAAUAAACACGAACAUAAAAACUG